Ictalurus furcatus (blue catfish) is the source of this 1293-nucleotide messenger RNA. RefSeq names its product kelch-like protein 10. The record is from RefSeq and is a predicted model, not a curated record. Bases 145 to 774 code for a protein of 209 amino acids. The transcript is spliced from 2 exons. NCBI's taxonomy places the organism in Eukaryota, Metazoa, Chordata, Actinopteri, Siluriformes, Ictaluridae. Gene Ontology annotation, molecular function: protein binding.
AGUGUUCUAGAAGUCAUGUAAUAGUCUGAAUUCUAGAACUGGAUUCUAAAUCUACUGUGUUGCUGCAUCUGCUGCAUUCACUAUCAGAUCGCUUUACGAAGAAGACUAAGAAGACUUUUAGUGAGAAGUAAAUCAACCAAAACUAUGAACUACCACUCCUACAGAAACCAACUCUGCGACGCCAUCAUCGAGGUUGAAGGCACUCAUUUCCAUGCGCACAAAUCAGUGCUCUGUGAAUUGAGCCCGUAUUUCAGCGCUCUGUUUGAGAGGUGGAGCAGCCCAGGCCAGUUCAUGUACACCGUCCCUGGCGUGACUCCGAAAAUAAUGAAGUCCAUCAUCCAGUACGGUUACUCACAGCGCAUAAGAAUCACGCGAAAGAACGUGAAGGCUCUCUUGGAUGCAGCCGAUUACCUGCUGAUGGACAACAUUGUUCACCUCUGCUGCCAGUUUCUGGUGAAGCGACUCUGCUCAAAGAACUGCACUGAAAUGUUGCGGCUUGCUAAUGCGCACUCCUGGCACGAGCUGCAUGAUCGGGCGUCUCUCAUGGUGAAGCAGAGCCAGAUAUACUGCCAGCUACGCUCCAAGUCGCCUGGCGUGGGUGACCUUUCUGGCAGAAGACGUCAAACACCGUACACACUGCGUCACUCGAGUAUUAACGGAGCCUGGAACUUUCAUCCAACUCGGAUCACACACACAUAUACACACACAAUUUUUUUUCUAUUUCUUCUUUCUCUUCUUCUUGUUGCUGUAAUAAACACGCAUCUUAAUUAUUAAAUAUAUACAGUAUAUUGUAUUGUAAGAGGUUGUGGUGUGAUGUGGCACUGAACCUUGCUUCCUAUCUACUCAGCAUCUCACUACCAGUGCGAAAGAUGAUAGAAAAAGAGAGAGGAAAAAAUGUAAAUGCAUGACAGGAAGCAAGGUUCAAGUGUGCCACAUCGGCCAUUACCUUUUGGCUCAUCCUCAAAACUCCUCUCUCGCAAUUUAGGCCUACGCAAUUCACACCUCCACCUGCUACAAUAGAUUUAUUAUAUACACAUACUGUAGGCUGAGUGGCUUAGUGAGUUCGCAUGUUCUCCCUCUGCUUUGGGGGUUUCCUCCGGGUACUCCAAAGACAUGCGUCGUAGGCCGACUGACAUCUCUGUAUUGUCUCCUGCCCCGAGUUGUAUCCCGAGUUCCCUGGGAUAGGUCCCAGGCUCCCACACGACCCUGUGUACGAUAAGCGUCGCAAAAAAAUGGAUUGAUGGAUGAGCAUAUCUAUUAAUGUACACUAUUAUUACACUGUAUAUAUCUAAU